Molecule: messenger RNA, 180 nt
Organism: Saccharomycopsis crataegensis
Lineage: Eukaryota; Fungi; Ascomycota; Saccharomycetes; Ascoideales; Saccharomycopsidaceae
Exons: 2
Coding region: 1-180 (59 amino acids)
Source: RefSeq, a predicted model, not a curated record
AUGACUUAUUUAAUAACUUUCAAGGCUAUAGAACAGAAAACUACUCCCUUCAGUGGAGAAGAAUUAUUAUGCGAAGAACUCACCAACAAUCCUUUGCAAGCUAGAGUAUACCUUACUUUGAAGAGUAGAUACACUACAACAAUUGAUGACUUACCACCAUUUGUUAAUUAUUUAAUAUAA